Ctenocephalides felis (cat flea) is the source of this 406-nucleotide messenger RNA. Its product is annotated as cytochrome c oxidase assembly factor 5-like. Lineage: Eukaryota; Metazoa; Arthropoda; Insecta; Siphonaptera; Pulicidae. Gene Ontology annotation, cellular component: mitochondrion. Gene Ontology annotation, biological process: mitochondrial respiratory chain complex IV assembly. Bases 148 to 399 code for a protein of 83 amino acids. The transcript has a single exon. The record is from RefSeq and is a predicted model, not a curated record.
UAAAAUCAAUUGGAAAUCGUGUCUUUCAAGAAACAAUUAUAAAAUCAUUUAAUUUGCAUCCACUUAUGUUAUCUAUCCAGAUAAGAUUGUUUUAAAAUUUUUGUUAAUUGUUAUUGACUUAAGUUUAAUUAGACACUAUAUUUCAAAAUGAUGCAAUAUGAAGAAGAAAAUGAAAGAUUAGCUGAUAAGACGGCCUGUGCUGGGCUCAGGGCAGAUUUAAAAAUGUGCCUGUUGAAAAGUGAAUGUUGCAAAGAUAGAAAAAAUACACCUAGAGAAUGUUUGAAUAAAAGAGAUGGAACUGUACCCGAGGAAUGUUUUGUAUUACGAGAAGCAUUUUUCCAGUGCAAACGCUCAAUACUUGACAAUAGACAGAGAUUUAGAGGUCGUAAGGGAUAUUGAAUAAAUU